UUAAGGAUCAAAGGGUUAUUUACUGAGCUGUAAAUAUAGCCGCAGAAACCAUUUGUUUUAAAAUUGAAGGAUAAGUUUAGUUAUACAAAAAGAACUUAAAGACAAUUUCAAAAAGAGGAAUAUCAGUUCUUAGAUACAUGUUUAUAUUAUGAUGUGGCCCAAAGAUCGCGAAACUCGCAUCUCGAAGAGUGACAUACGUACUCUUCAACGUAGAAAACUAAGAAAGGUAAAGGUUCAGAAUAAAAAGCAUAGAAGAGGUAGAAAAUCCAGAAUGCCUGUGAAAAAGGGGCAGCUAAGGCCUAGAGAUCAUUGCCAAAUACAAAGGAACUUUGAUGUCCUUUGUAAAGACUUAGAGCCUGAUGACAUUAUUGAUUAUUUGAUCUCAAAUUUAGUCUUUAAUUUGGAUGAUCGGGAAGCCAUAAAAGCUGAGAAGUUACGAAGAGACCGUGUUGGGAAAUGUGUGGAGCUCAUAUUACGUGCAGGUGAAGAUGCAUUUAAGGUUUUCCUUGAUGCACUUGAGGAAAAUGGAUAUAAGCAUCUGGCAGAGAAAAUAAGGGAAACAGAUAUAGAAGUAGAAGUACCAGCAGAUCCCUUUGCAUGGAUUGAGCAGCUUCCAGAAAAUACUAAGAACCAGUGCAUCACAGAUCAAAUAGCCAGCAAACUUUCUGGAGCAAUGGGUGCUGGUUGGGAGCAUGUGUUUCUAAAUCUGGGCCUCACACAAGUCAACAUUGAACAGAUCAAGAUGUCAAACCCAUACUCUGCAACUACGCAAAUUGCAAAUCUUUUCAUCAAAUGGAAGCAGCGCGAAGCAAGAAAUGGCACACUUAUACGCGUUCUAGAGGCACUGAAACGCGUGAAUAAUCAGUGUAGCAUUGAGUGGGAAACAGUUAAAAAGAUGGCACUGUCAGUCAGUAGCUAAUAAUGUGUUUGUGGUAAGAGAAAUUGUUAAUAAAGUGUGUUUUGGAUAUGUUGACUGAACAGCAUUUGCAGUUGUCAAAACUAGGCAGCACUAUUUACAGCUCAUAAUUUUUGUUCGUCUUUCUUUUGUGAAUUGCUGAGUAUGUAGGCAUUUUGUUUGGAGAUUGCAACAUCUGUGUUAAUUGAGCCAGUUUCUGAGACUACUUGUUUUUGUUAUUUAACUUUAAAGGAAGAUUUAAUCACAUGUUCUCAUGAGAUUCAGAUCCAUUCUGAUGUAAUCACCUAAACUGAUAGAGGUUGCAUUGUCAGUUAAUUCUGCCAGUUUCCAAAUUUGUAGGGUUUGCCAUAUAUGGCUGAUAAAACGUUUUGAUUAAUAUUAAAAUGAAGACUUUCAGAAAAAAAGACUUUAAGACUAGAGAUGAUUCUUAAUUUUUUUUAAAAGACAAACUUUGUACUCUUGGUUCUGCAGUUUUGUGAUAACGAAAUGCAUGCACGACAUGCCAAAACCACCCAUACAGCAUUGCUUGUGCAUCUGUGAUUAUGAAAUAACAGUUGAUGGGUACAAGUUUUAUGUGUGGCAUAAUUAAUAAAAGUAACACUAGGAUCUAUCCCUAUAGACCAGGGGUCAGCAAUUAAUUUUCCCAAGGGGCCGCAUGAGAAAUUGGGAUGGUUUUAGAGGGCUGGACUAAUAUAGUUAACUCAGUUUUACCCAAUAUUGUAUAUAUACUGGCGGGCGGGCCAGCGGGCAGGCCGGUCAGAGACAGGAGGCGGGCCGGAUGCUGCCCGAGGGCCGCCCCUUGCCCAGGUCUGCUAUAGACUGUUGAUUUUAUGGGAACUUUGCUGUUCCUACAUUCAGAUGUUUUUCUACAACCUAUGAUUACAAAAGUAUUUUGUGUGCAUUAUUUACAUUAUUUGCUAAGUGCAUUUCAGCCUUAAACGAAGUACAAGUAUUUGAGUCAUUUCCAUGCUUAGUGAUCUGCUGUAGAGUUGCUUGUAAAUGUGCAUGUUAUUUUCUUUCCACUAUGUGACUGUAAAUGUGUAUUUGACUUUGUGUGUAUGUGAUUGAAGAGAAAAUAUCUAAAAUUGUUAAUGCAACUUCUUUUGGUAAAGGAAAUGAUGCUGUUUUCUUAAUCUUAUUUUAUCAUUCAAUUGUAAUAGUGUUAAGGUGAGCUCUUGUUAGGCUGUGAUUUUUUUUAAAUUUUGAUAAAGUGUGGGUGUAAAUAGGGUAAACUGUUUUGUAUCAAGCAUUUGGUGGAACUGCAUGGUACUUUAUUACUGCUUUGGAUGAAUUCAGUCACUUUAUCCUCUACAGUGCCUUUUUGGCUGUGGUUGUGGAUGCCCACAUUUCAUCUGCAUUUUGCUGUAAGCAUGGCCAGGAACUGUGCAUAUGAAUGUGGUAGUGAACAAAGUAAUUUUUGAUAUGACUAGCCAGAAGUGUCGUCUGGCAAAGUUCUUUUAACUUUCUUCACAUUCUGUUGUAGUCAAGAGAAUUAAUUAUUUUUAUUUCUGAUGGCCAUAAAUAUUUUAAUCUUUAAGAGGUUUGCACAAAUUUUCGUAUCACUCUAUACAUAACAUUGUUUAUAGUAUGUGGAGAGUGGAUUGGCAAGAGCCAAUUUAGUGUUUGCAUCAUGUUAUCAUGGGGUUUUUUAAUAUAUAAAAAGAUAGGUUUUAGGAAUCAUGUUACUGAAAAUGCAAUGUUUUGAUUGUUGUGGAGUACAUCCUAAGCCAAUAUUCAAAGGAAAUUUUUUACUAGAAAGUAACUAAAGGAUAAGAUGUGCUGUCAUGGACAACACUGUUACAGUUUUUCAAAAGAAAAUAAUGAGCAGUCUUGUUGGAAAAUGUUGUUUGGAAAGAUCACUUAAAGCAAAGAAUGCACACUGAUGAUGGUGAUGAGUUUAAAGAUAUCACAUUCAUAUAGUCAUGACAACUGGUCCAGAUGGUAUAUGGAAUGCAUCACCACAGCGAUUUUGUUGACUCUGCAACUAAAUCCCUACAUACUGAUUAGUUCUAUCCCAUUCUAAGGCACAUGAUGUUGAUCACAAUACAGUCUGGGUUGUUUACUAAGAAUUUUUAGGAUGCUUCAAAAAUUGUGUGUGGUUAUUAAAGAAGGCAACUAAUUUUU
Pomacea canaliculata is the source of this 3040-nucleotide messenger RNA. Its product is annotated as death domain-containing protein CRADD-like. The record is from RefSeq and is a predicted model, not a curated record. Bases 149 to 919 code for a protein of 256 amino acids. Lineage: Eukaryota; Metazoa; Mollusca; Gastropoda; Architaenioglossa; Ampullariidae. Gene Ontology annotation, biological process: regulation of apoptotic process; signal transduction. The transcript is spliced from 4 exons. Gene Ontology annotation, molecular function: protein binding.